UCACUCACCGCAUUUCCCAGCACAUAGUCUCAUCCCGCACACGCAAUCUCAUCCAACACUCCUCUUCUCAAAUUUUAGUUUCCAUGGCUCCCGCAAGGGCCGACAAGAAGCCCGCAGAGAAGAAGCCGGGGGCGGAGAAGUCUCCAGCGGAGAAGAAGCCGAAGGCAGAGAAGAAGAUCCCGAAGGAAGGAGGCAGCGACAAGAAGAAGAAGCGCACGAAGAAGAGCGUGGAGACCUACAAGAUCUACAUCUUCAAGGUCCUCAAGCAGGUGCAUCCUGACAUCGGCAUUUCCAGCAAGGCCAUGGGGAUCAUGAACAGCUUCAUUAACGACAUCUUCGAGAAGCUCGCACAGGAAGCCUCGCGUUUGGCUCGCUACAACAAGAAGCCAACUAUUACUUCUCGGGAGAUUCAGACCGCUGUGCGUUUGGUGCUGCCUGGGGAGCUUGCCAAACACGCCGUCUCCGAAGGCACCAAGGCUGUCACCAAAUUCACUAGCUCUUGAAUUUGGAUUUUAAUCGGAUCUAGGGUUUCAUGUGCAUUUUAUUUUCUUUUUUCUUUUUAAAUAGAUUGUAGAUGUAAUCGGAUGGAUAGUUGUUGGUAAUGGAAGAAUGUUUCGUUUCAAUAAUUAUAUGUCGUGUUUAUCAAUUGUGCUAUUGCCAUGUGGUUAGGGUUGUUAGUUUGACUCUGUAAAUGUGUGACUAGAUGAGGGGUGGAAUUUUGCCUAAAUCAAUUUUUAAACUCUUCUAUUGUUUUGCGCAAUUUGAUGAACAUUGGUUAAACUA
Cajanus cajan (pigeon pea) is the source of this 783-nucleotide messenger RNA. Its product is annotated as putative histone H2B.3. Lineage: Eukaryota; Viridiplantae; Streptophyta; Magnoliopsida; Fabales; Fabaceae. Gene Ontology annotation, molecular function: DNA binding; protein heterodimerization activity; structural constituent of chromatin. The record is from RefSeq and is a predicted model, not a curated record. Gene Ontology annotation, cellular component: nucleosome.